Oncorhynchus masou masou (cherry salmon) is the source of this 3311-nucleotide messenger RNA. RefSeq names its product putative tyrosine carboxypeptidase MATCAP2. The transcript is spliced from 7 exons. The record is from RefSeq and is a predicted model, not a curated record. NCBI's taxonomy places the organism in Eukaryota, Metazoa, Chordata, Actinopteri, Salmoniformes, Salmonidae. Bases 165 to 1790 code for a protein of 541 amino acids.
CGUUCUCUGCUAGCUGGGUAGCUGCUGUUAUCGACCAUAGCCAGCUAGUCUUUUCAGUUUGACCUAGCUAACUAGCGAGCUAGGUUAGGUUAGUGACUGUUGGCAAGCUUGUUAGCUAGCUGACGUUAAUUAUUAGCUAGCUAUAAUAGCAAAGUCUCAAGAGGAUGCUCGAAUCAAUAAACGUCACUGAAAGGCUCUAUUGGCCAGAGACGGAGCAGUCUAAGAAGUUCCUCCUUAGCUCGAUGGUGCCGGUAGAGAUGGAGAUCUCUAAGAAGUACUCGAGCCCCAGGGUGCCAGACAAGCGGCCUGUGAGCCCCACUCAGGUGUGCCUAGAGAAGCUGUCAUCCAGCAUCCUCAAGGACCUCUUCACCACGGGAACCAGCAGCUACAAUGUACUCCUGCAGGCCGAGGAGGAGGAGAGACAGAGCCCCAAGCACUCCCCGUACCGCAGGCCCAAGAAGACUGUGAGAUGUGCCUCUACAACCUGCAGGUCACACGACAGCCACCGCCAUCCGUCUGUAACUCCUCUGUUACUGUUGGGCCAGCAGGGCAGCGGAGACACCAGGCUCUCCUCCCACCACCAUGUCUUCUCCUCCGCCUCAGGGGGCCGCCCCAGCGGGCCCAAGCCAGCCCACAGCAUCAAGGUCCUGGGUAGCACCACAUGCCUGUCCCCCAGCCCUGUCUCCCGGCCCCGGAAAACAUGCUUCACCAGCUCACCCCGUACCAAGCUGCCCUCUCUGCCCAGAGGAGGGGUGAUGCGGGAAGGGGAGAAUGCCGGGGUCAAGAAGCUCUGCAUCCUCACUGCCAUCAAGCCGUCCAACGUGGAGAGGGAGAAGGUGAAGUUCUUCAAGUCGGACUUCAGCUACAAUCCUCAGUUUGAGUACAGCAACCCUGUGUCUCCGCUGGUGCUGGCUCGCCACAACAACGCCUCCGACCGCUUUCUGACACAGGCGGUGCGUAUCAUGGAGUUGGCCCUCCAGAAGUAUGGGAACUAUGAGAAGUUUGAGCAGGCCACAGGGGGAAACUUGCUCACCAAGGGCCGGAUCUGGUACCUGGUCAAGAAGUACAUGGAAAAGGAGGGCUGUAUUGGAGAGAUAGUGGUCAAUGUGACAGACGACCUCCUCUCCAGAGCGUCCAUGACGGUGGUGAACAGCCGGCCCACUCUGACCAUCAACAUUGCCACAGCCCGGGAACACUGGCUGGAGGGCAUGCUACGACAUGAGAUCAGCACACACUACUUCCGGGGCAUCAACAACGCCCAGCAGCCGUGGAGCAGCGGAGUCGGCAGGAAAAAGCACAACCUCCGACCUUUGAACCCUACUGAGGAGGGGCUGGCCAGCAUCCACUCUGUCCUGUUCCGUAAGGACCCUACCCUGUGGAGGGCUGCCUUGCUCUACUACACUGUGUACCAGGCCAGCCGCAUGUCCUUCUCUCAGCUGUUCCACAGCCUGGGACGCUUCGUCCAGGACCCCAACACACGCUGGGACUAUUGUGUACGAGCCAAGAGGGGGCAGAGCGACACCGCACAGCCUGGCUGUUUCAGGAAGGACCAGGUGUACCUGGACGGCAUCCUGAAGAUCCUAAGACACAGAGAGAGGAUUAACUUCCAGCUGCUCAUGUCCCUGGGGAAGGUGUCGUACGAGGACGUGGAUCGUCUGAAAAGCUUGGCGCUGAUGGAGCAUGUGAGGAUACCUCACUUCUUGCAGGACAUGGCGUGCUACGCUGAACAGCUGGAGAAGAUCAUGGAGGUCAACCAGCUGACUGACGAGGAGCUCAGGGUGCUCAUCUGAGACAUGGAGGAGUAGAGGGCCUGCCCACUCGGUUACUCCAACACAUAGCUUGUACAGGUUAACAGCAACCUGACCGAGAUCCAUUUGGGAUUGAAACGUUAUGUAUAUAACAAAGGCAUAGAGGUUGUUAUGAGGUAUGUGUUGAAGUAAGUGAAUGUGCGGGUCCUUCUGGCCCGGGUACCCUAUGAGAAGUGAUGAUACGCUCCUCAUCUGAGCAUGCCCAGAAAGAGGUGACCCCUGACCCUCCAGCACACCUUACCUCCACCAAGCUAAUGAGCUACCGGAACCUCAUUAAAGUCAGUGGCAUCAUUCACAGUGACAUUCCUGCAUCUCACCACCAGUACCAUCCCCAACAGGCAAAAUUGCAUGUUGCAUCAUGAUGAUGUCAUUUCCUGGUUGUAAAACUGACUUUCCACCACAUAUGGUAGCUGUGUGACGUGACAUGAUUUGUGCAGUGUACUGUAUUGUAUGUAGGGGUUCUCUCUCCAUUUCUAUAUGCACCCCAAAGCCAAAUGGAAUUGCAUUUUCAAUCUCCUGUUCAAAAGACUAAGGGGUUCCUAUACUAAUGUUUCUAAACAGAGUUUUACCGUACUGGUUGGUUGCUGUUGUUAUAGUUGAUGUUCAGGUAAUGACCCAUGAACCAGAGAGUGUGUGUUUGCCAGGGUUGGGCUGCAGUGAGAGACAUACAGAAGAGAGACAGCUAUGGUAUCAUAAAAGCACAACAUUGACUCAUGAUGUGGCCAGGUCACAGUGGAGAAAGGCAUGUGGAAGAGGCAAAACUAAUGAAGCACAAGACGACAGCGUAGUGCUGAGAUAGUAGGAUAGGACAGCAUAGAAAUGCAUUGCGGAUCGUAUGUAUUUGUGCCCUGUUGACAUCUCCUGCAAGAGGUUACCUUGGCGCAGCAAUCCCUCCAAAACAACCACUUUCUUACGAUUUGCACUUUUUUCUCCAGCGUUGAACUGCUUUAUUUCUGGCAGUUUCCUUAGAGAUAACCUUAUAACCUUACACUGAUGAACUCUCCCUCCUGCAUUUUAAAACAAACCAAUAGGCCUAGUGUUUUUAAAGGCAGGGUGUAACUAAUAUUGUACUGUAAUGUUUUUCUCCUUUUUGUCAAACAUGAUUGACAGGUUGUUGAUUUUCUGACUUUUGGUACCUGUUUUGAGAACUGAACACUGUGAUAUUUGAUAAAUAUUGUUCAAUUUACCCUUUCAACUAGCCUGGUCCGAGAUCAGUUUGUGCUCUCUUGCCAAUAGUUAUUUACAAUGACCAUAGGAGUUGGCAGGAUAGCACAAACUGAUCUGGGACCAGGAUAACUUUGACAUGAUGUAGAUAGCAUGUUUGCUGCCGCUAUUUCACCACAAAUGGCCCUGGGUAUGAUCUAACUGUAUGAUGAGCACUAGUGUUUAUAAGUGACAUUGCACUAUGUAUUGUAUUGUACUGUAACUGUACUGUAUUUGAAUGCCUCCUGAUGGUCACUGAAGCCCUGGGAAUCCCUAAUAAAGCAGAUUUAUCACCUUGUA